This is a messenger RNA of Ostertagia ostertagi, 861 nucleotides long. The record is from the annotation of a GenBank genome assembly. Lineage: Eukaryota; Metazoa; Nematoda; Chromadorea; Rhabditida; Trichostrongylidae.
AUGGCGGCAACAACUGUUAUUGCUGGAACUGCAUGUGUGACUGCUGCUACCACCGCAUUUUGCAUAGGAUUCGCCAUCUACCUCAUCAUUGACAUCAAUGAUUUCUAUGGCACUGCUAUGGAAGAAUUAGCAGAUUUCAAGGAAACCGCAAACUCUGUGUGGAACGAAAUGAGACCGACACUAAUGGAAGCCAAACUAAACGCGGAAUCGCAUCGAGCAAAACGUUCUUCUGAUUGCCCUUGCUCUUCGCAACGUGAUCGCUGCCCUGUGGGUCCUCCAGGUCCCCCUGGACCACAAGGACCACCAGGGGAACAAGGCCACGCUGGAGAACCAGGUCUACCUGGUGUCGGCCGCGUAUCGACGUCUGGUACCGGUAAAGGAGGCCAAUGCUCGGAGUGCCCAGUGGGACCUCCUGGACCGCCGGGUCCCGAUGGACCUCCGGGUCCACCAGGUCCAGAUGGACUUCCGGGAGAGAAAAGCCUUGUGACGACUGGAGGCACACCAGGACCGGCUGGACCCCCAGGACCUCCCGGAGACCAAGGACCGCCAGGAGCUCCUGGUGAGCCCGGAGCACCUGGUAAACCAGGAUCUAGUGGCGGUGGAGGGAUGGCCCUACCUGGACCACCUGGGCCUCCAGGACCCGAAGGGCCGCCAGGUGAGCCGGGAGUGCCAGGGUCCACGUCAGACGAACCUGGACCAAUUGGACCACCAGGUCCUCCUGGAAAGCCAGGUGCGCCUGGUAGCGAUGGUCCUGAAGGAGAACCUGGUGCACCUGGAGCACCAGGUAGCGACGCCGGUUACUGUAAGUGUCCGGUCGUUCCGGACUUCUCAAUGCCCACAACCUGGAUCAGAGAAGCGUGA